AUGGAGAACGAGGUCCCUCUGCCACCGCCGCCACGCAUCCGCCAUCGUUCCCCAGUCAAUGCACAACCCGCUUCGUCCUCAGUUCGCAAGACGUACCAGCUUUCGCGGUUUGAUGAUCGUUCUAGUCAACCUUCUAGUGACCCCGCACUCUUCUCUAGUGACGAUGUCCCCGCGUCUGGCCUGGAGAAUUAUAAUGCCCCGGUAUCCUCGGUCAGUCGGAAAAGACGGUAUCGGGGCACGUGGUGGGGGGAGAUGGUGAAGGAUCCGAAACGAAAGAGGGCUGAUUUCAAGGACAAGCGUUUGGUGGACAGUGGUGUGUGGAUGGGUAGUGAUGAGUCCAGUGCCGAAUCGCUGUUGCCUCCAGAGGAUGCGUCGACCUGGGGCGAGGAUUUGCUGCAAGACACGAGGAACACCGUAGUGCGCGGCAUGGAUAUGUUGUUAUGGAAGUCCAAGCCGCAAAGUUAUACAACAACGCAGCAAAGGGUAGUUUUCCGAAAGACGGAGGAGCCCAAGGAGCAUCAAUUAGCGCGGACCAUCAUCAAUGAUUGUCUAGAAAAGGGCCAGGAUAGUGUCGACUUGAGUAAUGGUCAUUUGAGGGUUAUCCCCUCGGGUCUGCUGCGGCCAUUGCAACAUCUUACAAAGCUGCCUUCUGUGAAAGAGCCCCCUAUUACGGAGGACGUUUACAGCUCCCUCGAACCUUUUCUGCGUUUAUUUCUGGCGGGAAACUCCCUGUCAACCGUUUCUGGCGAGUUAUUCGAGCUGGAUUCCCUUCGAGUGCUUAGCCUACGGAAUAAUAAACUCACGGGGAUCCCACCAGCGAUACGGAAGUUGACCAUGUUGCAAGAAGUCAACCUUUCGGUCAAUCGUUUGCAGUGUCUUCCCUGGGAGCUGCUGUGGCUGAUUAAAAAGGGCGACUUGAAGCACUUGACGGUCCGGCCUAAUCCUCUCUUGCAGACUGAGGAUGCAGAUAUCGCCCAAUGGCAUAUGCCUGAGGGUACUUAUCGUCCUUCUCCCGAAGCAUCCUUGACCCUCUGCGAGUAUGAAGGACCCACACCAGAAGAAGCCUGGGCGCCAAUCCACGUUGCCACAGGGCCCGUCCGUCGAUUUAAUGUAGAGGGGUUCCCUGUCACGGAGGGCCAAGCCAGCAGCAUGUACAUCAGCAAACCAUCCGAGCACGAGUCUCGAGUGCCUUCCCUCCGGGAACUGUCACUUCUUGCUUGUAACAAGUCACCCUUUUUCGAUCAGAUUCCAGACUCGGAAAUGGCAGAAUAUCCGGGACUAAUCCUCCGGCUACUCCGCCAGGCUAAGGAGGUCCGGGAUGGCGGCGGGCGAUCCUGCACGGUAUGCCAUCGGAGCUUCGUGAUCGCUCGUACCGAGUGGAUCGAAUGGUGGGACUGCAGUACGUACGAGAACGGACUCAAAGGGCCGCGGUGUCCGGGCGAGAGUCUCCGUCCUCUACCUUUCCGACGAUUAGGAUGCAGCUGGGCCUGCGUGCCUGAUCAGACUCGCAUUCCUCUGUGA
Molecule: messenger RNA, 1521 nt
Organism: Aspergillus tanneri
Lineage: Eukaryota; Fungi; Ascomycota; Eurotiomycetes; Eurotiales; Aspergillaceae
Product: leucine-rich repeat domain-containing protein
Exons: 2
Coding region: 1-1521 (506 amino acids)
Molecular function (GO): protein binding
Source: RefSeq, a predicted model, not a curated record